UUGUUAUGGAAAAAAUGUGAUGCUUGAAUUUACGGUGGAAAAUCGGUUUUAAUUGUUGAUCACAAUGGUACCGGUGAAAAUAUGGCCUUCUAGUGAAUAAUAAUUGUUCGAAUCAUGUAUUUCGCUAGAUUACUCAGCUAGCAGAUGCAGCAGUGUGGCUCGUGUUUCUGUCAAAAUCGAUACGAUUUUUUUUCAAGUUUUCCUUGCGCGGCGCAAUGCUCCCGUUCUCUGCUUCACCCGGCCGGUGAUUUGUUCCGUACUGUCUCCCUCAUUUGUACUGCCAGUCUUGUGGCUUUAAAAGGGAAAUAAAUGGGGGAAAACAAUCGGGACGGUUGGAUGGUGACAAAAUAUGUGGAAAUCAUCGAAGAAAAACGAAGCCCACCGUCAUCUGUUGUCUAAUUCGCCGCCGGGUGGAAGCACGCGGAGAUGCAAAAGAUGAGCAUGAAGCAACAUCGUUUUAUUUUGGGUGUGACACUGCGCUUCGUUCUGCUAUCCGGUUGCUCCUUCGCAGACGAUGCAGCACAGGAAACGGAUACCCGUCUGGGUUGAAUGGUUGCAGUUGUCAGUUGCUAGCAAGGUCAACGUCAGUUCAUUGCAGACUUUUAAAAUCCGGCGACCAACCGAGAUGAAAAUUCUCGAUUCCACGGGAUAUCAUGAUUUGUAUAUUAGCCUACCACAAAUAAGUUUUCUUUUGAACACAAAUGUUCAGUGACAUGUCUGGAGAAAAGCCUGUAUGAUGUACUAGCGGAGGCAUAAAACCUUUACUUAUAGUUAUUUAUUUUGUUGGCUGUGGCCAAACAAGAAUAUGAUAAAAUCGUCCCACAGUACGGAUAGUGAAUGUGUGUGUGUUCUCUUCUAUCUUUUCUUCUAUUUUUGCACCGAUGGAAUCAUCUGGCGUCCGGCAUCACAGAGUGGAAUGGGUGGAAAUAAUCGAGCCUCGCACCAAGGAGCAUAUGUAUGCUAAUCUGACGACGGGGGAGUGCGUCUGGGACCCACCGGAGGGCGUCAACAUCAAGCGCACCGAUGCGUCCCAGUGGUGGGAACUGUUCGACACCAACACCUGCCGGUUCUACUAUUACAACGUGGCCUCGCAAAAGACCGUCUGGCAUCGGCCGCAGAACUGUGAUAUCAUCCCGUUGGCAAAACUGCAAACUCUGAAGCAGAACACCGAUCCGGGCGAUCGGAAGGACAGCAGCGGUGGUCACGGUGGUACACUGCAGCACUAUGCGUCCAACAAACACCACGGCGGGAGCGGAAGCGGUUCCGGUACGGUAGGGAAAAGCUGCGGCCAUCGAACGGCCACCGGAGUUAUGGAUUACCGGGAUCGGGAUCAUCAUCGAAGUUCGAGCUCCGGACAUCGAAGUGGCGGCGGCGGCGGCGGCGGUGGAGUUCAUGACAAACGAAGCAAUAGCGACCUGUUGGCCAGUCCCCAAGGUCGGCAUAGUCUACAGCACAGACUACCACCCAAAACCACCGUCACCGAUGCAGGGUUUCCGAUGGGUGGCCGCACUGGCACGGGCGAUUCUCAUAAAUUUUGCAGGCACGGUCAUCCAAGCUCAGGUACUUCAUCCCGCAGCAGUCAGAAGUAUCUCGAUUCGGGUAAGUCCAGCGACAGCAGUCUGUCCAGCACGCACGGUUACCACCACCGGCGUAUGCAGGAUGGCGGUAGCCUACGAAUGGGCACCGGAACUGCCGGGAAAAAACACGUUAGCUCUGCUGGGGAUAACUGCUACCGGAUGCUGCAGGAGAGUUCAAGUUCGCACAACAUUCCUCAUUCGAUACCGUCAUCUUCGGCCGAAAAACUUGGCAUCUCAUCGUUGCACCAUUCACCACUACCACCGCCCCAUCAGAUGCUGUCCUAUUCGAUGUCGAACUCUUCAGAUCUGGCCGGUGGUGGCAACCUUUCAUCUCCCUCGCAUUCGAUGAGUACGCCCCAGUUUAAGAAAAAGUUCAUCCAUGAUGGCGGCAUGGGUUCUAAGUCCAAUAGUACCGGCUUGAAAGACGGCAGCAGCGGCUUGGUAUCAAAACAUGAAAGUUUUGAUUAUUCUGCAAUAGAUCCUUCAUCGUCUUCGGUCUCACUGACCCGCUCCGGAAGUUUUCUUUCAUCGGCUGGUAUCACAUCGGCAGGACCGAUGACCGGCACUUCCGUGUCCAACCGGCCCUAUCCCCAUCACCAGACGUCUCAAUCGGGUCAGCAAGUGCCACAACAUGGUUCAUCGCAUCGGAAGGGUAGCUUCGAUGGCAACAACGGUGGUGCCAGCGAUGAUUCCAUGCAUGAAAAGUAUUUCAAAUCGGUGGAGAAUACGCCCGUCACUCGAAGGCGUCAUACAACUACUUCCUCGGUAAAGUCGUCCUCCGUACAACAACAACAACAGCAGCAGCUGCAACAAUCGCAGAAACAUUCGAGUGACUCUAGUCCGCAGAGUCCGAUAAGCCCCCAGCAAGCGCACCAACAAUUGCAGCAAAAAAUCGCACGACCUUCGGCUCUGAUGGUGGAACUUUCGCCGGGAGCCUCGCAGGCAGGCGGGUACAGUAAAUCUAGUCAGAAAAGUAACGAUUCCGAGCUGUUCAAUCUGGACCUCACGAGUAAGCCGGAAAAAUAUUUGGAUAAAAUGAAGAUCGACAAGGGCAAAGUUUCGCCCAGUUCGAUUUCCAUGGGAGGCGGCAGUGGACCGCAAAAUGUCGGCCUUCAGAAAGCGUCUUCUUCGAGUGCAAAGCUAUCCUCUAGUCAAUCGGAAAUGGCUGCCGCCGUAGUGGCGGCCGGUUUGCAGAAAACUACCACCACCACUAGUAAAGAUCAGUUCUCGCUGAAUCUCAACAAACCAAAUUUGGAAAGGCACAACAAAGAGAUGCAACAGAAACAGCAAACACUGGAGAAAAUCUCCGGCACCGGUUCCGUUGCAUCGAAUAACUCGUCUUCGCACAACAAACAGCCGCAUGGGCAACUACCGCAGGAAAGAAAGAAGAGCAAGUCGCACACGGUCAACCAAGGUACGGGCUUCGAUUUCGACUACGACAACGGGAAUACUUCGCCGCUCUAUUGUAACUGGGAUAAGGAGAAACUGGAACAUCUGCUACCACUUCAGCACUACAUUUUGGAGCAGGCCAAACUGUCCGGCUGUUACGGGCUCGGUGAGUUCAUGGAUUCGGAUUCAUUUCAUUCGGACAGUCAAUCGGAGCACUCGUUUUCGGGUCACGAACCGGACAACGAAGAUUCGGACCAUUCGGAUGGCCACGGUGAUUAUUUGGCGCACUAUCCCUACGAGGAGUAUGGAGCCUACCGAAAGGACGACGGUGGUGGUGUUUCAUACUAUAAUUUCGAUUUUAAUUUUGGUGAUCGCGAGGAAAAAGAAGAUAUAUCCGAAGAGGUGACGGCAAAACUGGAAAGCAUUCAGGAUCAGAUUUACAGCCCGGUAAAGAACCAUCCACCUCUGCACAAAUAUUCGCCUUUUCACGUGGCCAAACAAAGUUUGGAGAGUUCCGGUUUUGUAUCCGAUUCAGUCGAUAGGGGCGCAUCGGGUGACAGUAGUCAGACGGGAUCGCAACCACACCAACCGAAGGGGAUUAACAAAGCGAGUCUGCUGCAACGAUUUCAAGAAAAUUUGCUUUCUCAUGGUCCCGGUGGUGUAGUCGGUGGCAAUGGAAAAAUUGCUGAGAUGGCAUUGCUGAAGGAGUGUGAUAUAGAAAAGUUUGCCCAGGACAAUCUGAAUCUACAUUCGAAGGGAAUAUUUCGUAAAAAAUCGUCAAUUCAGGAUAUGCUGAGUUGGACACCGAACGCCAUAAGUCGACCGAUGCUCUCGCUGGCGAGGGAUAAAGCUGGCAAGAAGAUGGCCACCGAGUUGUUCAAGUUGGUUCAAAUUUAUAUGGGCGAUCGGAAGGCCCGUGUCGGAAUGAGUCUGAACUCGGUGGCAAUCGAUAUCAUCGCAAUGGCGAUGGGUCAAGCACAACUGAGAGACGAGCUAUACAUACAAAUGUGUCGCCAGACAACGGAGAAUCCCAGCCGAGAUUCCUUAAUCCGCGGUUGGGAACUGAUGGCAAUCUGUUUGUCUUUUGUUCCUCCGUCGCCUACAUUCCAACCGGCACUGUUGGGAUAUAUCAAUCGGCAUCGGGAUCCAUCGUUUGCAACCAGCUUCCCGGAGGUCGGCAAGUGGCCAAUUCAUGUACAGAUUUCCCACUAUGCAACCAUCGCAUGCCGGAGGUUGGAUCGGAUAGGUAGUUCCGGUCGCAAGCAAGCCAAGAAACCAACGGAAGACGAUAUCAAUCAGGCGCGCGAGCAGAUCUUCCGCGACAGUAUGUUCGGCAAUACGCUUGGCGAGGUUAUGUUACUGCAGAAGGAUAAGUUCCCCGAUAGGCAGCUGCCUUGGAUUCAAACCACACUUUCGGAGCAGGUGCUUCUACUGAAUGGAAAGCAAACCGAAGGAAUCUUCCGAGUACCAGCCGAUGUGGAUGAGGUUAAUUUACUAAAGAAUCGUUUGGAUCGGUGGGAGUUUCCCGAGAAUAAAGGAAUGAUGGAUGCUCACGCUCCUGCCAGUUUGCUUAAGCUGUGGUAUCGGGAGCUGUACGAUCCGCUGAUUCCUGAUGAGCUGUACGAAGACUGUGUCGCUACCGAAGAUCCUGUUGAGGCAGCUGCAAUAGUGGAAAAGUUACCUAAAAUUAAUCGCUUGGUUCUUACCUAUUUGAUUCACUUUUUGCAACAAUUCGCCCUUCCCGACGUCGUAGCCAACACGAAGAUGGACUCGUCCAACUUGGCGAUGGUUUUUGCACCGAACCUACUCCGGUGCCAGUCGCAGGAUCCGAAAGUGAUCCUCGAAAACGCUCGCAAAGAGAUGGCCUUCAUGCGUACGCUUAUACAGCACAUGGACACCGCGAGUGUGGCGUAUCUGGUUUGAAUUGUCUUGGUUGUCAAUUUGCCGGGUCUGGCAAUUCACGAGUGAACGCUCUCAUUGGUUUCUAUCGUAGACGGGAAAUAGAAGACCUCAUAUCUACCGAUAGACAAGAACCCCAAAAAAAAGUCACGCUGUAUAUACAAAAAAAGUUCUCCUGUUUUAUUGUUUUGUUUAUUUUAAAUACGGAACAGUUUGUUUUUAGGCAAAGUGAAUGAAUAACAAAUUCUAUAUCUUUGAAAUUUCCGAUAACAGCGUAACCAACUCUAUUUCUCUCAUAAUCGAAACGAGUCGAAUUUGUUUACAGAUCUCACGAAGAAUUAUUUUAUUGUCUGAAUGCCGCUUAUACUACUAUAGGUAAUAGAUUUCAUGCUAUGAAGUUCUGUUGUGUUUUUUUUAAUUUUGUAACUGGAGAAACGGUACCUAGAAGGUUGAGUUAGAUGUAUAUUUGGACAUCCUCAAAUCUUUUGCAUUUCUUACUAGAUUUCACAGUCCACAGAUUGUUUAUGUUACCCGAAUGCAAUAUUAUUUUCCCAGCGGUUUGUUGAAUCCUACUAUGAACAGGUAAUAAUCAACAGUUUGAGCAUACACUUUAUUAACGAAACACACAAACACUAAUGAUAGAUAUCAGAUCAAUCACAAAACUGCUACUUAAUGCAAGUAGGUUCUAGAAAAGCGCAAGUAAAUAUUAUCAGUUGAAGUUUAAAUACCAAUUCUGAAUAAGAAAAUAUCCAGAGUAAAAGAUAAACUGCAUAAAUACGUCGAAUGAUCGUAAAACUAUCUUCUAUGAAAACUUUAUCAUCAACAAUGGGAACAUUUCGUAUACUCAACUUGUCAAUGAAGAUUUUAUAAGACUUCACUUGUGUUUAAGAAGCCAUAUUUUUCUAUCAGCAAACCAUUUCACAUAUUUUCUAUUGAUUUCGUUGUUUUAUACAUUCAAAUCCACAUACCCACUCUUUCUCCUAUAGUCCCAUUCCUACUGGCUCUCAUUUAAACGUUGUUUUUAUGUUUUAGUUGUAGUAAAUUCUAACUUUUAAAAAUUAAAACACACGUUUCACAACCACGAGACGAAGAAACCAUACCAAAUUUGACCUAGACUUAGUAUAGUUUUAUUUUAUUAACAGUAAAAGUAAUCGUUGAAACAAUUUACAAUAAGAUUGAUUAUAAAAAAAAAUACAACAACAAAAAAACCCUAAUCGUAUAUCCUCGAAAAAAAAUUAAAACCGGUAAACCAUCCCGCGGUACUAUCAAGCCGCCAGAUCCGCGACGGAUCCAAGGUAGUUUAGUUUGAUCCGAUAUCGCUGCGCCGUGUGCGACAGAAACAGCCUGGUUGGAUCAUUAUUAUUAUUAUUAGCUAGGCUACCCUCCCCGGUGCAGUCUCCCACACUAUCCAGCUAAACUGCAUUUUUCCCUUGUCCUCUGCUACACACGAUUGUACGUUGCACCGUCCUGUCGGUUGUUUACUGGUAGUCAGCGUAAAAAGAUUCGUUACAUUUCAACUAUACAAAAAAACAUUUGCAAACACCUAUUAGUCAUAACUCUGGAUGCAUCGGUUUCACUCAUUUUUUUUUAUUGCCGAGCGCGAUGAAACAUAACACAAUAAAUGAACUGCCAUUCUGCACAGACUUGUUCGAAUACUUUAUGAGACUCCUUAUCUCAGUGGAACAACUAUGUGUGGAAUGACUACCAAGCCAAUGUAUAUAAUAAGUUGAAUGAAUCGCUUCGAAAACAAUUAGCAGAACCUAUAAUUAUACAAUAAACAAAAAGACAAUUAUUGUUAGCUUGUGACGAGGGACGGUAAAAGAAAACAGAAAGUUUAUAGAAUACAGAUAAUCAAUAGCUGCGAAAAAAAAAACAAAGUACUGCGAACGAAACAACGGAAGUAAUUACCCAACAUGAAUACAAUUCAUAGAGACAGUCAAAUAAAUCUUUUUUUUUCGCUGCUACAAAUUUCGAUCAUCAACGGAACGCUACAUUGCUAUGUAUUGCAGCAAAACAGCAGUUUGUAUUUGCAAAAUAAAGGAACACAAAAUGAGACAAAAUUAAAUUAUUAUUACAAUCUGAGAUAAUAUAUGAUAAUGAAAAUAAAUUAUAUGAAAAUA
Molecule: messenger RNA, 6985 nt
Organism: Malaya genurostris
Lineage: Eukaryota; Metazoa; Arthropoda; Insecta; Diptera; Culicidae
Product: hornerin-like
Exons: 10
Coding region: 882-4889 (1335 amino acids)
Biological process (GO): signal transduction
Cellular component (GO): cytoskeleton; cytoplasm
Molecular function (GO): protein binding; GTPase activator activity
Source: RefSeq, a predicted model, not a curated record